Molecule: messenger RNA, 1477 nt
Organism: Nymphalis io (European peacock)
Lineage: Eukaryota; Metazoa; Arthropoda; Insecta; Lepidoptera; Nymphalidae
Product: lachesin-like
Exons: 11
Coding region: 14-1477 (487 amino acids)
Cellular component (GO): neuron projection
Source: RefSeq, a predicted model, not a curated record
UCACGAUUACAAAAUGCUCCUGACAGUCUACGGCGCACUACUUCUCUGGAGAAUCGACGGUGUCGUUGAAAGCACAAAAGUAGUGAAAAGCAGUAUGCGGUAUCAGACGACAUCACCGCUAAGCAGAGUGGGGCCAACAGCGUCGCUCCGUGAUAGUGAGCCUAAUUUUGUUGGUCCCAUUGAAAACGUAACGGUUGCUCUGGGCAGAGAAGCCGUGCUUACUUGUUCCGUUUCCGACAUCGGCGAUUAUAAGGUGGCAUGGAUAAGAGCUGAUGACCAGACUAUACUCACGUUACACACGCGGCUGGUGACUCACAGUUCUCGCUAUGCUGUCACUAACGAUUCUCCGGACUCCUGGCAACUGCACAUUCGACCCUUGAAGGUUGAAGAUCGAGGUUGUUACAUGUGCCAGAUUAACACAAGUACCAUGAAGAAGCAGAUAGGCUGUGUUGAUGUUCUAGUUCCACCAAACAUAGUAGACGAAGGUACGAGUGGAGAUGUAGUUGGUCGAGAGGGCACAGACGUCAGUAUAUCGUGUAAAGCUGACGGGAGACCCUUACCGCGCAUACUGUGGAGGCGAGAAGACGGCACAAACAUACAACUGAGAAAUGACGUCGGAGAACUUUAUAAAGUUGAUAUCUACACGGGGUCUUCACUAAAUCUCACGAAAGUGGAACGCCGACAGAUGGGUGCUUACCUGUGUAUAGCGUCCAAUGAUGUGCCCCCGUCCGUCAGUAAGCGGAUAAUGUUGAGUGUAAACUUUGGCCCUUCCAUAAUGAUAUCAUCAAAGAUGAUAGGAGUUCCCACUGGUUCUCAAGCCGAGCUCCAGUGUCUUGUGGAGGCUUACCCCCCGGCUAUCAACUAUUGGUUGAAAAGUGGAGAAGAAAUGAUACUCUCUGGGGGUAAGCAUGAAAUUAACGAAAUUCGUGUCUCUCCGUAUCAGACGAGGACGAUCCUAACCAUCACAGAGUUUAGAACUGAAGAUAAAGGAGCAUAUACAUGUGUUUCAACAAACACUAUGGGAAAGGCCGAAGGAACAUUAAGAUUAUAUGAAAUUAAGAUAACAACGACAACAACCACAACGACGACAACAACAACAACCACGACAACAACAACAACGACCACUCCGGCACCAAUAACUACGGAGAUGUCGACACCACCACAUUUCGUGGUGGCAUUACAACCGGCUGAGCAAAAAUUUUAUACACCAGAUGUUACGACCUACGAUACAAUGCAGAAUGUGAUCGAGCAGUCCGUUCUCGACAACAACUGGCAACCGACUGCAGAAUCAACAGCGUUCAGCUCCCAUCAAGCUUUGCCACUGCACGCUCUUGCUGCGAUCUCAGGGCUGUCACAGCUCAUAUUUUACAUUAUAUUUAGUUUGAAAAUAAAUUUUACAAUUGUAAUUGAAAAUAGAAAUCAACAAAUAAUACGCGGCGCAAGGUUAAUGUCGAAAAUUGUGAUUAGUAACAGCUAG